AUGAGUGAUUUGAUAGAUCUUACCAGUCCAGAGGAGAAAAAGAUAAAACCUCCUAAACUUACGUCACCGUUGAUCCCUUUACCGGAUGAUAAGGGCAACCCAGGUGAAUCUAAGCAUAUAAAUAAUCCAAUAAUCAAUUUAGAAGCUUGUGGUAACUUGGAUGACAAUCCAUUCGACUCUGCGCUGCGGAAAACGAGCGAGUUUGUCAGUAAAUCCCAAGACCCUUUUGAGAUAGUCUGGGAAAAGUCAAUGAACAGCACCAGGAAGUCAUGUAGGUCAACCGGGGAUAAGCUAAAUAAAACAGCUGAUGGUUUUGUCACUCCAUCGGUCACUUCAGUCCCCAAAAAUGUGACUAAAUCAAAAAACCCGGUGAUUUCAGUGAAGCCACCUACUCCAGAGUUCCACGAGCUCUCGAUUCUGGACCAGUCGUGCCUGAAUGACAGUUUUCUGCUGGACUCUUCAGUCACGGGGCGACCGAGCACCGAGAGGUAUUUAAAGCGGCUGGCCAGCGACAUUGAGUCACCCAACUUUGAAUUAUCCCAGUCGAUCUUGAACCAGUCGACGCUUAACGACAGCUUGUCGGGGACCAACUCUGAUGAUUGUCCAAUAAAAUCUAUAGCUGCCCAGCGACUCGCCUCUUGUGUCCAGCAAGGACUCAAACAAGCUGAGGCUGCUAGGAAAAAUCAAGGGUAUCAUCACCAGCGGUCGUUGUCUCAAGGUUGUCACGUCUCUCCUCACUACUCCAAGUCUUCCAGGUCUUACUCGGCAACGAGUGUUGGAUUGGAUAAAAGUCUUCAAGAGCUUGAGCUUGCUUCUAGAGAUACUUUACUCAACCCGCUGAACAACGGGUUUCUUAAUUCAAGUCGUGAUACAAUUUCUGAUAUUUCUUUCAUAAGGAAAUUUAGCUCUGCAUCGGGUGGAUCUUCUACUGACACCUAUAAUAAAAUAAACCGGGCUUUUAUCGCCAGCAAAUCACUUAUAGAAAAUGAUACUGUAAGAAAAUCAAUAAAUUCACGACUCUCGACGUCUUUUGCUGAGAUUUCUGAUCUGAAAGCGAAACUUAGUUUGCUUAAAUCAAAGUCUUUGCUGGGGUCUUUGGAAAGAAAUGAAACUGCGAGCGAUAGUGAUGAAUUACCUUCAAGAAUUCCUAGCGAUAGUGAGGUAUUAACGGAUAACGAAGUACGAGUAGAAAACUUGAUUGAGUUAUCCUCGGAUACCUCGAACAGUACGGGAUUUAAUUCCGCCGAUAAAGUACAGUCUUCAUCGCAAUCACAUCUUAAGAGUAAUGACAAUAGCUCUGUCGACGUGGUACGUGAGUUGGAGAAAGAACUAAUUGACGCUGAGAAUAAGCCAGCCGCUGCCAGUCUGCUGAUGGAUUUAAAGAAAUUAAUAAAAGCUGAAAAUAAUUCUCAGGCUAUUGAAUUGCUGAAAAAUCUUGAGAAAAUGUUGGGAGUUAAAUGUCAGAGUAACGCUGAUUUAUUGGAAAUUUUUAUGAAUUCAAGUACCUCAAGUUCUUUAAAUAAAGAUAAAAAUAGUAACAAUUUUGAGGACACAAGCAUUAAAUCCAGCGAUUUUACUCAUGAUACUAUAAAAGAAAAUAUUUCAAAAGGAGACAGUAUAAAUUCGUCAGAUUCAAAAGAUAAAAGUCAAAAUAGCAGUACUUUAAAAUUAAUAGCGGGUAUACAAGAAUCCCUUGAAAAAUUAUUGUCAGAAAAUGUGGGACAGCCUAAAUUAUUACUAAAAAAACUUAACAGCGUGUUUAGCAGUAUUGUGUCGAGCGAAAAAACUCCGGCAACCUCGCCAGUAAAAACAGCACGUGUGUCUCCGAUGAAAAAUCCGGGAUUAAGCCGCUCGGUUUCAUCUCUUGCCCGCAGAAGUGUAGACAGCCCGACUAAAAAAUCAUUCGGAUUAAAAAGACGGACCUCGAUGACGCAGAUACCUUAUACGGGUAGUUCGCGCAGAUCUAGCUCGGUUGGCCGGAGCGUACGUGCUGACAGUCCGAAGAAAGAAAUUAAAUCCCGGCUGUCGUCAUCCGCGUACCAAGUAACUAAAUCCCAAGUUCAGCAAGAAGUUGCUGUUAAAAUUAAACCUGUUCCAGUAAUUGGUAAGAGUAAACUACGUAAAAAGCCAGAGCAAGCUCUUGAAGUUACGAAGAAGGGUCCGCUGAAAGCGGUGAUCCCCCUGGGUAAUAUGCACCGACGCGCUUCCCUGGGGAAGCGCGUUGCUCCGACGACUCCUCCGAAGUCUGCCCGCGCUUCUAUUGGUAAAACCAGCACUCCUAAUACUGGAGAGGAGGUUCUAGAUUGCCUGAAGAAACCUCCCAAGACUAAACCUCUGGCUGCUUCCACUCCAGAAGGGGGUUAUAAGAAUACUCGCUCCAGUUUGCCGGUUCCUAAAAGCCCGAGACCUUCUUGCAGUAUUUCGCCGGUUACUCCCAAGACUCCGAUGGUCACUCCCAAGACUCCUAGAGGGUCUAGUCCUCGAGUUACUCCAGGAGUCAAAGUUUCUCACCGGCUGAGCUUAUCGUCACAGCCGAUCAAUAAACCUGGACAUUCUCGUCGGUCGGAACCUGUGAAACAAGAUUUAUCAAAGAGCGAGAGCUCGAAAAAAAUACCCGGUGUUUUAACCGAACAAAAUACUCCAGUUGCUAAAGUAAACCCGAUUAAUUUAACUUCCAAAUUUGUUCUGCACGCGUCUAGCGUCUAUGCGCGCGCUCAAUACACAAUUAUGCGCAGUGCAAUUUAUACACGCUUGCGCAGAAGAAUCUCAAACAGCGCCUCACUAUUUUCAUUUAUAAACCCAACGCGGCAAUUUUCUGAACUACCUUCGUUCGCAAUCGCAAAAAAAAAAUCUAAUAUGCAGCAGCACAGAGUAGAAGCUCAAAUUCUUUACGAAGAGCAAAUUUUAGAAGCAAUUGACCAAUUACGUCGCCGAAAAGCGCGUCCAGACGCCGACCGUAUUUGCAAUUAUUUACUGAGAAAAUUUUGUGUCGACGCGAGGGACACCAUAGCAGAUCUUCAUCGUCUGAUCGAGGCUGAGAAGGUGAUCCAGGUGGACUACAAAGGCAACACCUCGUACCGCAAUGCGUCCAAGUGGUCCCGACUGCAGCUGUACAAGAACAGACCCGAAGGAUUCGUCAAGGACAAACUGAGCUCUGCUUCAGUUGCUGGAGCGGUAGCUGAGCUGGUAAUCGAGGAGCCUGACUACUUAGACCAAGGAGUUCCUCCAUUCCGGCUGAUUGAACAUCUGCUAGACGGAAUCUCCAACCCGACCUCGCGUAAAAUGGUCGAGGAUUUUCUUAAUAAAGAAGUCGCAAGCGGUAAUAUCAUUAGAUCAGCCAAUGGUAAUUACUCUCUAGUCGCUACUAGUGACACCAGCAAUACGACGUUAAAUUCAACUAUUUCUUCAUCGUCUUCAUCUUCGUCGCCUCCACCACGAGCUAAUUUAAUUACCAACAACCACAUGGACAAUGAAGUGAUUGCUGGUAGUAAAAAAUUUUCACGUGACGAUAUUAAUAUUAAUAUUAUUAAUUGUAAUAAUAGUGGUAAUAUUAAUAAUGAUAAUCCUAAUUCAGGAUUGAAUUGCAAUUACGACAAUAAUUUAUUAAUGACUGACUCACGAUCAAGCACGCCGAAAAUUACUAGCUCAAGACUUGUUGUUGGGAGUAAUAAUAAUAAUAAUAAUAAUAAUAAUAAUAAUGGGAGUAUUGGAACGGUUGCCAGCAAGCGUGAGCAAUGUUUUGAAGUCGCAGUUGCUGUGAAAGAACCGAACUCUCCUGAAGAAUCAGGUACCAAGGAUGACCUGGUACUUUGCACUGAGGACAAUAUUCCAAUGGCGACAGCGAUGGCGAUGUCAAAUGAUACAGCUGAGAAAAAAGAACCCAAAACUGAAGUGGUCAUCACUUCUAACCUUAAACGCUCGGCUAAGUCUGAGCGUAAACAACGCUUGAUGGUUAGAGCUGAUGACUCUAUGGACAUUGAAAUCAAGUUUGAUGAAAUUAAGUACGAGAGCAAGUUUAAUGAUACUAAGGAGAAGGCUAAGGAGAAAGAGAAGGAGAAGGAGAAGGAGAAGGAGGACAGUGAAAAUUUGAGCGAGAAAGAGGAUGAGGAAGCUGAGGCUGAGAGAAGUUCCGCUAAUCCUUCGCCGACUUUGUCGAAUCCUGUUGGAGGAUUUCGCAGUGCGAGACGGAAGAGAGCCAAAAAAGUAUUUGACCCAUCGGAUAAUAAUGUAGUAAAACGCAAGCGAGGAAGAUACGCAACUGCGGCUACAAAAGCCAGCUUGCAAGUUACUACUCAGGAUUCCCAGGAUUCGACUUCUUCGAAGCCAAGUGUUAAAGAAACUGGAAGAAAAUGCAGCCUUUGUUAUAAAGAUAAAGCUGAGAGUCUUAUUCCUUGUCGUGAUUGUACUGUCAGAGCGCAUCCAAGUUGUAUUUAUUCCCCGGACGAUUUACUUCUUAAAACAGGGAGCAGCUGGCAAUGCGAGCGCUGCAAAAGUUGUACAGUUUGCUGUGAAACUUCAGACAUAGGACCUUUGUUGACCUGCUACACGUGUGACGACGCGUAUCACUACUCGUGUCAUACGCCGCGCGUGAUAAGGUCAGGAUCUAAAUGGCAAUGCUGCGAAUGCAAGCCUCAACCCAGCAAGACCGUCACCACCGUAGUACCAACAGCCUCGACUGCCUUAACAACCAAUUCUACCGCAUCAACAACCCCGACAGCCUCAAUUACAACGCCUGCAGCAGCCCCCAGAUCAGAAACGCCUCCGCAAACCCCUACUUUACCUCCAGUAUUGAGUCCACAGGUAUCACCGUCUAGAGAAUCUUUGGAGGCUAUUGAAGAUGAAACAAUACCACGUGAUUCUGUUAUUGAUCCAAAUAUACCAGAUGCCUCUGAUUGGACUUCCGAACAAGUUUAUCAAUCCGACGUAUUGAUCGGACUAGAUCUUCUUCUGGGUCCAGCUCUCAAGAUUUACCGUCACGUGUUGAAAUUACAAAUGCGUCGGGAUGAAACACGUUUCUAUUGGUUGUAA
Molecule: messenger RNA, 5028 nt
Organism: Cotesia congregata
Lineage: Eukaryota; Metazoa; Arthropoda; Insecta; Hymenoptera; Braconidae
Source: the annotation of a GenBank genome assembly